CUUAAACAUGCAUUCAAGAUUUUGCUUUAGUCUGUCUGUCAUCUUCGCAUUAAUGAUUGUAUGCGAUCCAAAGAAGAUUUUCGACUUUUUGGAAUUAUCUGAAAUACCAGAAAUACAAAAUCCUUUUGUAUGCGGAUCGGUUAACCAGUGUCGUGGAUGCGAACACUGUGAUGAUAUGUGUCGAUUUUAUAAUAAUAAUUGCUGCAAAGGAAACAGCACACAAUUGGUACCAAGUCUCGAGAAAUGGCAAUAUUCUUGUAUUAGGACUUUUCCUGAUAUGGAGACGACGGGAUUAGACUGUUGGAAUACUGGUCAGGAUGUUCAAGGUGUAUUCAUGGUUGCAAAAUGUUCAAAGUACUGGACAGAUAGUGAGCAAAUAUUCAACUGUGAAGAGAACUUUGACUCACUUUUGUCAAGAAUACCUGUAUAUGAAAACAACAGUGGUCAUAUCACUUACAAAAAUAUAUAUUGUGCUCUUUCCACACUUUGUCUUUACUUAUGUUUGAAACAACUCUGUAAUUACCACGGAAAUAUCAUGAUGAACCUAAUGGUUUCAUUGUUUUGCGCACAGUUAUCUUUCCUUGUUUCAUUCUCCUUUCGAAAUAUUAAGACAGCAUGUAUCACAUUUGGAAUUUCUACACAUUAUUUUUUCCUUGCAGCAUUUUGUUCAAUGAAUGCUGUUGGGUUUGAUUCAUUUAAAACUUUCUCAAAUCUAUUAGUACAAGGCUCCCGCGGUACACCUGUCCUGUUAGGUAUAUUGUAUUGCUGGAUGGCUCCCUUUGUUUUUGUUGUGCCCGCUGUAAUUCUUGAUUUCGCCGACUUGUCUGAAAGUCCUUACAGACCACAAUAUGGAAAUGGUUCUUGUUGGAUAAAUUCUUCAAAGGGUUUGUUGACUUUCGUUUUCAUUCCUUUAGCCGUUUUCAAACUGAUGGAUAUUUUGCUGUAUGCAGUUACAGCUGUAAAUAUAGCAAACGCCAUUCGGCAAGGUUCAGUUCUAAAGAAAACCCAGAACAAAUGUACAUUUUUAAUCAAUCUGAAACUGGCUCUAAUCAUGGGUCUGACGUGGCUGUUUUCAUUUCUAGCAACUUCACUUGACAGUUCUUUUCUUUAGUACUUAUUCAUUCUGUGUAAUUCCCUGCAAGGUCUGUUCAUUUUCUUAAGUUUGACCUGCACAAGUAAUGUCUGUAACGUAAUAAGAAAGAAAAGACAGAAUGUGUUUACAGAUAGUAGAAAUAAAUUGCCUUCAAACUCGACUAAACUUCAUGAUCUGUCUGACCGACGAGAUUAAAUGUGUUAUUUAAUGUUUUUAAUUUAAAACAAUUUUCACUGCACAUGUGUAUAUAUAUAUAUAAAUUUAGACCAUUUUUAAAAAGUAUAUGCUAGCACCUUGGUUAUACAGAAAAAAACACACCAGUAAUAAUAAAACUUUUAUUUCGAAACCUUUUCUGCAAAUACAAUUGUGAUUAUGUGUGUAUAAGUACUGUACAUAACCCGCCCGCUUAGCUCAGUAGGGAGAGCGUAGCGGGGUUGUGAAUUUGAUCCCCGGGCGAGGCAUAUGUUCUCUGUGACGAUUUGAUAAAAGACAUUGUUUCUGAAAUCAUUCGUCCUUCACCUCUGAUUCAUCUGGGGAAGUUGGCAGUUACUUGCGAAGAACAGUUUUGUAUUGGUACAGAAUCCAGGAAUAUCGGUUAGGUUAACUGCCCGCCGUAACAUUACUGAAAUACUGUUGAAAAACGGCGUUAAACCUAAAACAAACAAACAAAAGCACUGUACAUUGUUCACAUUUAACUAAAACCGUGUUGUUUUCUUUCGGCAUGUAUAUCACUGGCUAAAUAUCGAUGAGCUGCAAAGUAGCCUAUUACCUAGCACGGCCAAAUUUUCCUAGAUAACUUAACCGACCCCUCUCUACACAAACAACGUUUUCAUAAGUAAAAAAGGGCAUGCAUAUACGUUGAAAUUAUGUAAUAAAACUAAAAAACACUUGACGUUUGACGUCAUUUGUGAUCCGGAUUUUAGCAAUGAUUAAAGAACAGAAAAAUCAGUACUGACAGAGAAGUUAUUGUUGUUUUGAAAAUCAAAAAUCUUAGUUGUAUCGACAGUCUACUCCGAUUUCAAUGUUCUAUAUAAAAUCGUAUAGAUCAUUUGUAAAAAUGGGAACCGGCUUACGGAACGUCGGUGGUUCUACCCAGAUGCCCGCCCGUGAUGAAAUAAUGCACGUAGGAGCACCUAGGGUCUUCCGCAACUAUCAAAUCUGGAACGUCGCCAUAUGACAUAUAAUUGCAUCGGUGCGACGUUAAACUCAACAAAACAUUUGAAAAAAAUACUAGUGUGUAACAUGUUUUGUUAAAAUAUUUCAUUAUUAUGAAAGCAGUUAAUGUUGUGGCUUAAUGUAUCAUUAUCAUUUUAGAGUUUAAUUAGAAAAUGCUUUUUUAAAAAGCUGUGAAAUAAACAAAAAUUUCAAGUUGGAAAAAGUGCAGACAUUUUGGAUAGUGUUGCGUAAUCGAUUUUUUUUAUUCUUUUCAUGUAUAAUUAUAUUUACAAACAUGUGCUGUUUUGUGCAGUAUGUUAUGUCUGAGUAUUUAUUUGUUUGUCACUUUUGUAUAUUUUGACUAUUUUAAGCAAUUCUUAAGAGAGUUCAGAGUUUGAAUUAGUUUGUCAAUUUUUGUAUAUUUUGACUCUUUUUGCAAUUCUUGAGAGAGUUUGAGUUAGCUUUUUCACUUUUUGUAUAUUUUGACUAUUUUUUACAAUUCUUGAGAGAGUUCAGAGUUAGAAUUAAAUUGUCAUUUUCGCAGAUUUUGACAAUUUCAUGCAAUUCUUGAAAGUGUUCCGAGUUUGAAAUUAGUUUGUCACUUUUCUAUGUUUUGACUUUCUUGUAAUCUUGAUAGAGUUUGAAUUAGUUUUGUCACUUUUUGUUCAUUUUGACUACUUUUUUACAAUUCUUGAGAGAGUUCAGAGUUUGAAUGAGUUUGUCACUUUUUGUAUAUUUUGACUAUUUUCGCAAUUCUUGAGAGAGUUCAGAGUUAGAAUUAUAUUGUCACUUUUUCAUAUUUUG
This is a messenger RNA of Mercenaria mercenaria, 3052 nucleotides long. Its product is annotated as G-protein coupled receptor Mth2-like. Bases 8 to 1111 code for a protein of 367 amino acids. Gene Ontology annotation, molecular function: G protein-coupled receptor activity. The record is from RefSeq and is a predicted model, not a curated record. Gene Ontology annotation, cellular component: membrane. The transcript is spliced from 2 exons. Gene Ontology annotation, biological process: cell surface receptor signaling pathway; G protein-coupled receptor signaling pathway. NCBI's taxonomy places the organism in Eukaryota, Metazoa, Mollusca, Bivalvia, Venerida, Veneridae.